AUGCCCGAAGACACUCCCACCACCGUCCCCUACCGCCAAAUCAGAGCCCGGUACGACGACACCACCAUCACCGUCUACCAGGCCUACUCGGCCACCAUUGCCGACGCCGCUGUCGCCGCCCAGCGCCUAUCCGCCUCGCCCGACUUUAAGCCCGGCCGCAUGACCUGGGUCAAGCCGAGCUGGGCGUGGAUGAUGUACCGCGCCGGCUACUCGUACAAGGAUGCCCGCCAGGCGCGCAUCCUCGCCCUGCGCAUGACGCACGAGCGCUUUCUCGCGCUCCUCCAACGCGGCGUCCUGUCUCAUGGCAACCAAGACACGGCCCGGGACAAGGCCGGCGAGGUCCGCGUCCAGUGGGAUCCGGAGCGCACGCCGGGCCUCGAGCGGCUGCCGCACCGCAGCAUCCAGAUUGGCAUCCCGGCGGGCCUGAGCGAGCAGUGGGCGAAUGAGUGGAUUGUGUCGAUUGAAGACGUCACCCAGACGGCGAGGGACCUUAAAAAGGCGCUGGAGGAAGAUGCGGAUGUAUCGUUGGAGGCGCUAAUAGAGCGUGGGCUCGUGCCAGAGGAGAGGCCCUUUGCGGUGCCAGAUAGUAUCAUGACCAAGCUGGACAUGACACAAGCCGAGCCGAAUACUUAG
Akanthomyces muscarius is the source of this 633-nucleotide messenger RNA. RefSeq lists its product as uncharacterized. Bases 1 to 633 code for a protein of 210 amino acids. The record is from RefSeq and is a predicted model, not a curated record. Lineage: Eukaryota; Fungi; Ascomycota; Sordariomycetes; Hypocreales; Cordycipitaceae. The transcript has a single exon.